AUGGCUAAUUCUUCUGAAUACGAAAUUCCAGAUACCGGUGCAGUUUUUACUUUUGGAAAAAGCAGGUUUGCUGAAGAUUUAUCCAGUCAUUUUUUUGUAAGAAAUGAUCCAGUAAAAGAAAUUUCAUGUGGUGAUGAACAUACAGCUUUAGUUUGUAAAAGCGGCAGGGUUUUUCUUUUUGGAAAAAAUGAUUUUGGUCAACUCGGUUUUGGCCAUACGAAAAUCGUUAAUAAACCAAGUUGUUUGAAAUCAUUAAAACCUUUUCAAUCAAUACACGUUGCUUGUGGGAAAAGUCACACGUUGAUAUCAACGGAAUGUAAUAAAAUAUUCGCAUUCGGUUGUAAUUCUGACGGACAAUUAGGGGUUGGAGAUUUAGAUGAUAGAUGGGUACCACAAAUGAUAUCCACUGAUCUAGAAAAAACAAAUAAUAUAAUAGCUUUAUCAGCAGGUUGUCAUCAUUCUGCCUUUUUAACCGAGGAAGGAAGUGUGUACAUAUGGGGAGAUAAUUCAGAUGGUCAAUGUGGAAUAAAAAACGAAAAUUAUUUAUUAAAUCCGAGAAAAAUUGAAUUUCAAAAUCCCAUAAAUUCAAUAUCGUGCGGAUAUUAUCAUACAGCAUUCAUAAGUUUGGGUAAAGUUUAUACGUUUGGAGAAGACGAUAAUGGAAAAUUAGGAAGAUCAGAUAAACUUCCCAACGAUGUUCCCGAAGGAGUCGAAUUAGACGAAAAUUGUAUUUCUGUUAAAUGUGGAGGAAGUCAUACAAUUAUUUUAACCGAAAGUGGAAAAGCCUACGCUUUCGGAAGCAAUUUUUCCGGACAGUUAGGACUGGGAAAUUUCGAAACUGAAUUUUCAAUACCUCAAAGAGUUAAUUUCACUGAUGAAAAUGUUAAUUUGAUUUAUGUGACUUGUGGCGAAAGUCAUUCAGCAUUUUUAACUGAUGAAGGAAAAUUAUACACUUGCGGAGACGGGAGAAAUGGAAAACUCUGUAAUGAAGAUGAAUCGACAAAUAUUUGCACACCAACAACCAUCGAAAUGUUUAAGAGUUUCUUCUGCACUUACGUUAGCUGUGGUGGUUGCCACACGAUGGUGUUAGCCAAAGCUUUAAAAUUGGAAAACCACGAAAACGCUUCAGAAUGUAUAAUAAAUGAAAAAAAAAUAAGUAAUGAAAAAUUAUCUCAGGAUCAUGUACAAAAUAAUAAAGAAUCAGAAAAUUGUGACAGUAAAUCUAAUACCGAAAGCAAUCAAAACGAACAAGAAGUAAAUUCUCAUGAAGAAGAAAUUUAUUCUGAAAUUGAUGAUUUUAAAAAUGAAAAUUUGAAACAGGAUAAUGUUCACGUAGAAAAACAUGUCGUUGUUCAAACUAAAAAACAAAAUGAAAUCGAAAAUGAUGCUGUCGUUGUCGAACGAAAAAGUACAUUUAAAAAACUUAUUGACAAACUUAAAUGGAAAAAAUCAAAUAUAAAAACCGUAAAUGACACCAGUAGAGAGGAUAACAUUAAUAUAAAAAACGGUUUGAAAAAUCAAACAACUUCACGAGCUUGCGUCAUUUUCUAA
Messenger RNA from Pediculus humanus corporis (human body louse), 1551 nucleotides. Its product is annotated as X-linked retinitis pigmentosa GTPase regulator, putative. The transcript has 9 exons. NCBI's taxonomy places the organism in Eukaryota, Metazoa, Arthropoda, Insecta, Psocodea, Pediculidae. The coding region runs from base 1 to 1551 and encodes 516 amino acids. The record is from RefSeq and is a predicted model, not a curated record.